This is a messenger RNA of Peronospora matthiolae, 810 nucleotides long. The record is from the annotation of a GenBank genome assembly. NCBI's taxonomy places the organism in Eukaryota, Oomycota, Peronosporomycetes, Peronosporales, Peronosporaceae.
AUGAUCUCGUGGGAGAUGUUGCCGGGUGGACACGAAGUGGAAGUGGCGGGUGAUGAGGACGAUGUGGCGGUGUGGCGCGACAUGCAGUCGAGAGGCUAUGGGAUACCGCCAGUGGCGUUUGGACCGCGUGGAAAAGGGUCGACAGGGGAUCUGUGGACUGGAAAACCAGGCACUCUGGAAAACAAGAGGAGACGUCACUUGACGCUGCCUGAAUUCUACUACCUUAUGGCAAUGGACGACGUUUUGCCAGGUGGUGGAGUGCUGCUGCCAGACUUGUGGAGCCGACUCGCGAGUUCCAGCGCGACCUUCACGAGAACUUUUGUCAUUUACCAGCACUUUCGUCGUCGUGGCUGGAUCCCAAGAUCUGGUCUCAAUUACGGCGCGCACUACGUGCUGUACCGUGGCUCGGCUGCGGCAUUUCACUCGGAAUACAUCGUGUACGUGCAGCGUGAUGGCGAAGUAUCGUCGUGGAACUCUAUUCAGUCGCAUACGAGGAUAGCAGCUGACGCGAAGAAGACGGUGCUGCUGUGUACUCUGACUAGCGAACGGUCACCUGACGAUACGGCAACGCCGAAGACUGUCAAAAGCACUGUCAAGCCAACGCUUACUGCUAGUGACGAAGGUCUCACAUCCGGUACAUACAGCUUCUUCGGCAUUCAGUACACAAUUGAAGCAGUAGCCAUUCGUUUUUGGGACGCGUCAAUCGCAGGAGGGCAACAGCUGUACACAUUCCAGCUCCAGCCUGUCUUGCCAAAGAACAUCAAGUCUGCAAAGAGGAAAGGCAACAUCCAGCAACUACCGAAGCGUUAG